This is a messenger RNA of Acanthisitta chloris (rifleman), 543 nucleotides long. RefSeq names its product interleukin 12A (gene IL12A). The record is from RefSeq and is a predicted model, not a curated record. Gene Ontology annotation, biological process: immune response. The transcript has 4 exons. Gene Ontology annotation, cellular component: extracellular region. Gene Ontology annotation, molecular function: interleukin-12 receptor binding; growth factor activity. The annotation marks the transcript as partial. NCBI's taxonomy places the organism in Eukaryota, Metazoa, Chordata, Aves, Passeriformes, Acanthisittidae.
AUGCUCCGAGAGGAGCUCCGGGAGCAGCAGCGGGAGAUGCUCCGGGAGGAGCUCCGGGAGAUGCUCCGGGAGAUGCUCCGGGAGCGCGCGGGCAGCGCCGCCUGGCGGUAUCCGCUGGGAACUGCUGCCCGCGCUGUGCCUGGCGCUGACUCUCUAACUGAUUCUACCCGCACGGGCACUGCCACUCUCCCCAGGGGCCGAGGCCUCCUGAAGGCUGCCAACGCCUCUCUCUCCCGGCUGAAGGUCUGGCAGGGCUCGGGAGGGGAGCGAGAUGGGAGGGAGGGAUGGAUGGAACUUGGCAUUCUGGGAUUUGACUGUACCUUUGAAGAGGUUGAUCUUGAAGAUAUCACUAAGAAUCAAAUUAACACAAUCAAAGCUUGUACAGCUGAGGAGAAGCCUGGAAACUGUCCAGUAUUGGAAGGAUCAACUUUGGAUAUGAGCAAGUGCCUGCAGGGCAUCUAUGAGGAUCUCAGUGCCUACAGGGCAGAGCUGAAAAACUUCGAUGACCUAAAGGUGUUGACAAGCAUUGAUAAAAUGAUGGAG